Synchiropus splendidus (mandarinfish) is the source of this 1020-nucleotide messenger RNA. RefSeq names its product STING1 ER exit protein 1 (gene steep1). The transcript has a single exon. The record is from RefSeq and is a predicted model, not a curated record. Lineage: Eukaryota; Metazoa; Chordata; Actinopteri; Syngnathiformes; Callionymidae. The coding region runs from base 173 to 850 and encodes 225 amino acids.
GGAAGCAUGUUUCCAUUCGGACAUGUUACGGAUGCGGAUAUACAGGAAGUGGAUCACAACGUCGAUGGUGUGUUAGAAAUUUAGUUGUACAACUGCCCUCACUCGUUCAAACGCGUCUUUAAGUGAGAUUGUGAUCAUUUAACCGUUUGAAUCCGCGUUUAAGCGUGUGGAGAUGCCGAAGGUUGUGUCUAGGAGCGUCGUGUGUUCGGACACCAGAGACAGAGAGGAGUACGAUGACGGGGAAAAGCCCCUGCAUGUUUACUACUGCCUGUGCGGUCAGAUGGUUCUGGUGCUGGACUGCCAGCUGGAAAAACUUCCCAUGAGACCUCGAGACAAGUCCAGAGUGAUCGAUGCGGCCAAGCAUGCGCACAAGUUCUGCAAUGUGGAUCAGGACGAGAACACGUACAUCAAGAGAGCCGAGGGCAUCGAGAGACAAUACCGGAAAAAGUGCGGCAAAUGCGGUCUGUUUCUCUUCUAUCAGCACCUGGAGAAGAACCACCCGGCUGUCUUUAUCGUGGAUGGAGCUGUGGUUAAGUUCGGCCAAGGCUUUGGCAACACCAGCGUCUACAGCCAGAAGCAGCCGGAGGCUCCCAAAAAGGUUCGAGUCAUGAUGACGAAGAGAACCAAAGACAUGGGCAAGUUCAGCUCAGUGACUGUCUCCACUAUCGACGAGGAGGAGGAGGAGAUCGAAGCCAGAGAGGUCGCGGACUCUUACGCACAAAAUGCCAAGGUGAUUGAAAAGCAAUUGGAAAGGAAGGGCAUGAGUAAGAGGAGACUGCAGGAGCUGGCCGAGCUGGAAGCCAAGAGGGCCAAGAUGAAGGGGACCCUCAUUGAUAACCAGUUCAAAUAAAGACGCUGAUGCUGGACCACCCUGGUCCUUGUCUAACCUCAAGUUCUGCUGCGUCAUCUGUAAUGUGGACUAUGUAGGGGCCUUUAUUGGCUUGUUGAUCAGCGAUGAUGUUCCAAAUUAAGAUUUGUUCAAAGUUGUUUUUUUAAUGAAUAUUUUGUGAUUAAAAUUAU